This is a messenger RNA of Babesia microti strain RI, 1128 nucleotides long. RefSeq names its product Ribosomal RNA small subunit methyltransferase H. The transcript is spliced from 8 exons. Gene Ontology annotation, biological process: rRNA base methylation. Lineage: Eukaryota; Apicomplexa; Aconoidasida; Piroplasmida; Babesiidae. The record is from RefSeq and is a predicted model, not a curated record. The coding region runs from base 1 to 1128 and encodes 375 amino acids. Gene Ontology annotation, molecular function: rRNA (cytosine-N4-)-methyltransferase activity.
AUGCUGCUGUUGACAACCAUAACCAUUACACAUUCAUAUAAGCCACAUAAACCUGUGCUAUUGAGUGAAUCAAUAAACACAUUGGUGACUAAUAGACACGGAAGGUACGUAGAUGGCACAUUGGGAUCAGGUGGUCACUCAAAAGCUAUCAUUUCAUCGUUAACUGAUCAAGGUUCACUUAUUUGCGUUGAUAGGGACCCAGAGGCCAUUAAAUUCGCACAAAAUCUCUCUGAAGACCGCGUAACAAUUCUUUUAGGCAAUUUCGGACAGUUAGAAUCACUACUUUCCACUCAUUCACUACCAACAACUGGAUACUCGGGCAUUCUAUUGGAUUUGGGUGUAUCUACUCAUCAAUUGGAGGAACCGAAUAGAGGGUUUAGUUACAAAAAAAACGGAAUACUUGAUAUGAGGAUGUCAAACCCAUUAUUCGACUCAAAUUCCAAUUUCGGAAAUACAUACAGUUGCAACACGGCUCAAUAUAUUGUAAACAAUUGGCCUGAGGAAAGGCUAUACAACUUAUUUCGCGAGCUUGGCGAGGAGCCCAGUUCUGCUACAAUAGCACGAUCGAUAGUUUAUUAUCGCAAAAUCAAGCCAAUAACCACAACAUACGACUUAAAAUCUGCUAUUCUCAAGGGAUUAUCUGGAAAUGUCCCAUUUGACACCGAUAUUUCAAAACAGUAUAUCGACAGUAAUAAAUACAACACCUAUAAAUCAUUGCGGAACAACGAAUUAGACGUUUGCGGAUCAAUCCAAGAUUCUGAAGUUAGCGAAUUAGAUACAUGGGUUAUUGGCAAAGAUACUAAGGUGGCAAAUAGGCAUGAUUACACGACGUUAUCUCGCAUAUUUCAGUCACUUCGCAUGGUCGUAAAUGACGAAUUGUAUUUUUUGGAGCAAUUUUUAUUAGCUUGUCCAGCACUAGUAGGUGUGAAUGGAAGGAUUGUGAUAAUUUCUUACCAUUCACUGGAAGAUAGGAUGGUAAAGCAUGCUUUUAAGAACUUAUCUGUUCCUCAAAAUGGUCCAAACUGGAAGAUUGUAACUAAAAAGUGUAUCACACCUUCUGCUAGUGAAGUUUCCGAUAAUCCCAGGUCUCGUAGUGCCAAAAUGAGAUGUAUUGAACGUGUUUCCUAA